GCCGUCGCGCGAGCCAGCCGCCGUCGCGUCGCUCCGCGCGUCCUUUUCCGUUGCGUUUUGUUCCGUUUGUCAUGUCUGCGAUGGGGGUGGUGCCGAUCCGGCCGAGUCCGCAGAAGGUGACGACGACCACCUGCGUGCUGCUCACCACGUCACCGGCGCCGGUGACGACGGCUCUGAAGGCGCCGGUGCGCCGCCAGGAGCCGGCCGUCCGGCCCAACCGGCGCCGACUCGGCUACUCGUCGUACAUUCCGCCGCCGCAGCCGUCCAACGUGCUGCGCCGCAACGCCCGCGAGAGGAACCGCGUCAAACAGGUCAACCACGGCUUCGCCGCCCUCCGCAACCACAUCCCCAGCGCGGCCAAGAACAAGAAGCUGAGCAAGGUGGACACCCUGCGCCGCGCCGUCGAGUACAUCCAGAGUCUGCAGGCGCUGCUGGAUGAGAGCGACGCUGAGGGAGCGCCGUCAGCGACUCAGAGCCAGCCGUCUUCAUGUCAGCCGUCUCCGCACCAGCCGUCUCUUCAUCAACCGUCCUCUCUGCAGCCGUCACCGUGUCUUCCCUCCGCUCACCUUCCCUCCCCGUGUCUGCCCUCUCCCUGUCAGCCGUCGCCGCAGACCCUGACUCCCUCCAGCGGCUGCAGCGCCGACAGCGGCUACGGCGAGCAGCGCGGCUUCUUUCUGCCGUCUCCUGCGACCGGCUCGGUGGCCGGCCCGCACCUGGCCUCGCCCUGCUCAGACGCCUCCUCUCCGGCGCCGUCCUACUCGUCGGAGCCGACGCUGCUGACGUCACAGUACGACCAGUACGAGCCGUACACACCGGCCGGCUUCAAGGAGGAGUCGUACGCGGACGCUGAGCCCAUUAGCGCAGAAGAUGAGGAGCUCCUGGACGCCAUCGCCUGGUGGCAGUGCAGCCAAUAACCGUCCGAAGCCCGUCCGGCUAUCACCGUCCACACGCACAGGUGGAGAUUCUAGUCAAAGCUGACUGGCCUAGUGCUGCUGAGGCUCACAGUCGCCGCCGCCGUCAUCCGCCGUUCGUCAUCCGUCAUCUGCUGUCCGCCAUCAGUCGUCAUCACUGCGCCCCCGCCGUCAUCGUCGCCUUCAGAUGUGCUGCUCGUCAGUGGAGGAUGCCGCCAGCGCUACACCGGUGGAAACCGACCAGUCGCCAAUCGUCCACGAUCGCCCGUCUACGUUCGGCAGACUCCCGGAGGAGAGGUGCCUCUCAGUGCGUCCGGUCGCCGUCAGGCCGUCUGCCAGCGCGUCCGUCGCCGCCGGUUGUACACGAGCCGACUCCAACACCGACACCCGGCGUCCAGAUCCCGUAACCUAGCCGGCCCUCGCGUCGGCCGAUCGGAUCGCGCAUUAAUUGGACCAGCCUUUCGGGAUAAAGGGACACCAUCAACAUUCAUCAAUCGUGACGCGCGACCACCCAAAAAAACUCGACCGAGACGCGUUUCUCCGGCUCCUGGCAGGUGCCCGCAUGACCGCAGAAGCGCAUCGGGAUAAGGAGUCAGCCCGUUCUAAUGAUUUGACAUGACCUGGCGAGGCAAAGCGACCUGACAUGCCGUGACCUGACCUGACCUGAAUUGGCCAAUGUAUGGCUUAUAAUUGUGAUGCAGUGUCUUGAUGCCCAGUGCCUUGCUUGUUUGUGCCAGCUGCUCAAUAUUCAUAUCAGUCUGUGUUCGGCCGUGAUAUGAUUAAACUGGUAGCAUCAUCUCUCUGUAGAUAUGCCUUGUUGGUCAGCUGUUGACAGUUUGCGGGAUCUCUAUAAGGAGCGUAUACCGCUGCAUUGUUUGAACUAUGUCAGGCACAUCGGUGUGUGAUUUAUCGACCCAUGUUUUUUAUCACUGUCAACAAAGCCAUCGCUAUUUUGUAUCUUUUUACAGCAAUUUGUACAUUUUUAGAUAAUCUUAGUGUAGCUGAAGCAUUGUACAUAAUAAGUGUAUGUACAAAUUUCAUCUGUGACGUUACCCUUAUAGCGACAAUAAAUAUGUGACUAAGAACAA
This is a messenger RNA of Amphibalanus amphitrite, 1999 nucleotides long. Its product is annotated as achaete-scute homolog 1-like. The record is from RefSeq and is a predicted model, not a curated record. Gene Ontology annotation, molecular function: RNA polymerase II transcription regulatory region sequence-specific DNA binding; DNA-binding transcription factor activity, RNA polymerase II-specific; protein dimerization activity. Gene Ontology annotation, biological process: developmental process; regulation of transcription by RNA polymerase II. The transcript has 2 exons. Bases 72 to 914 code for a protein of 280 amino acids. Lineage: Eukaryota; Metazoa; Arthropoda; Thecostraca; Balanomorpha; Balanidae.